GUCGCCCGCAGAUUGGUCGUGUUUGAACGUUACUGGCUUGUCUCCACUAGGAAUUCCCAUCAAGGGUACUCGUGGAACUCGCUUUUGGCGCGUUUUCGCGCGAACGUGAGCGACGUUCGUGAUGCGUUCUGCAUUCGUGUACGGAAUGCGUGCGUGUUGUCAACACGCCUUGCCAAUGUAUGAGUCGCCUGGGCGACACAGUGAAAUCUGUGUGGACUACCAGUGAUCACUUGGAUUGCAGUGUUGGAUUGUAAGAAUCGAACGCGGCUACCUCUACGGGGUUUUUGCGUUUUUGAAGAUUUCGGAUUGAUUAAUAAGUUUUUGACUAGUACAAAAUGUUUGUACGCGGUGUUGAUUGAUCCAGGUUGUAUCUAGUACAAAGUGAAGUGAAAUAUAUUAGUGAUUUGAAGUGAUCAGUGAUAUUGUAAUAAGAUUUUUGUACAAAGAUUGCCUGUAACUUGCUGUUAUGCAUAUGUGUUAUGAGCGGCCAGGCCUGGUCACCUCCUUGAACGGAGGCGUGGGGUACGAGAAGUGGGAGCGCGACCGCGGCGGCGGCGGUGGCGGCGGCGGCGGCUCCGGCGGCGCGUGGUCGGGCCGCGACACACGCGACCGCGAGCGAGACCGCGAACGCGAGCGGCUCGCUCGCGCUAACCAGAUGUCGCACGCGCACGCCGCCGAGCCGGACGCCUCGUCACUCUUCCCGGCACCGUUCAGGGUGACUGGCAACAGGGACCAUGUUAGCCAGCAGAUCCAGCACAAGCUCGGCGACUACCACCUCGCACAGUCCCUCAUUGACGAUCCCAGCAAGUCCAUCGGGAUCUACGCCGAGCCACCCAGUCCGGCGCCAUGUACACGUCGCGAGAGCGAGUUCAAAAAACCAGCGCACGCGCCGCAAAAUGGUCGCCUUCACCAUCGGCCGUUUUACAACAAGAGCGAGGCGACUGGCUCAACGGGAACAUCUGCGCAUCGACCGCCGCCUAUCCGGAUACCAAACGGUUUUCAAAAUCAGAACCAACUGGAUAGCAGUCAACCGCCUAUAGAAAGCAUUUUAAAGGAGAUGAAAUCUCUACCGACGCCUUUAUCAGUGAUAGCGGCGACGCCACGCAAAGAGUCGGAUAAUAAGUUCAUCUUCAACCCUUACACUAAUAAGGUGCAAGAAAAUCCACAACUCAUGACCAACGAUCUCAAAACACCCCUUCCGAAACCUGGUUUAGACAACCGGAUAUCAAACUCGAGGAGUUCAGUCUCACCCGAUGUGAACAAGGACCUUGGGUUAUCAGAGAGCGAUGACGAAGUCGCAGCCACCACCACCAGUAUAGGGCCGUUAUUGUCGCCCAUUGGCUCCGCCAGCCCCAGUUCGGGCAGCUCAUCACCCUCGGACUCUGAGAGCGAGUCGUCGUCGGCGGAGUCAACGGCGGCGCCGCCGGCAGCCCCCGCGCCCGCGCCGCAGCCCGCCCAGCGGUCCUCCUGGAGCCUGUCCAACUUUGCCCCUCCCCAAGCACAGCCACAAGAACAGACCUACGACUCGGGAAAGGAGUUGAGGCAUGCGCUCGCCGACGUCAAAGACAAGCCGAGUCCAAUCUCGGAUAUGUCAGACUCGGAGGCGUCGUCGCCGUCGCCGGUGGGCGCGCGGCGGCGUCGCUCUCUCGCCAACCGCGCGUCCACCGCGUCCAGUGACGACGAGCCAAUGCGGCCCGCUACGCAGACGUCGCCACGGGUGCAGCCCGCGUUCACAGCGCCGCAGAAACGCGGCAGACCGCCCAAGGCGCGCGCGUUGGAGGAGCGGCCCGCGAAGAAGAAGCGCGGCCGCCCGCCCAAGCAGCAGCCCGCCGCCGCGCCCGCGCCCGCGCCCGCCGCGCCCGAGAGCGACGUCGAGCUGGACCUGCCCCAACCGCACGCGCAGGACAACAAAACACACAUCUUCCGAAAGGUUUUUACGCCCAAAAAGGGUGACGAAUGCGGUGGAAAAGGGGGCAAAGGUGGUAAAGGGAAAGGCGGGAAGGGCAAGGGACAGGUGACAAUCAUAGAGGUUCCCAUGACCCGAGAGUCUGCGGAUGAUGACGACCGCAGGAACCGUGAGCGUUCCACGGAACGGCGGAACGAGGAGGCGAUGGCGCGUGUCUCGCCUCCUCAGGAACCGGAAACCCUCACCAGAAGACGAGAAGCGGACCGAGUCGCCAAUGAGAGGAUACAGGAGCGUGUAUCUAUCGAGCGGGCUGACCACCGGCGCUCUGCUGAGAGACCCAUAGAUCGGAUACCGGACCGGACAACUCUCGACCGGAUACCGACAGAGCGCACCUCUAAUGACCGGAUACCGGAUCGGAUACUAAGUGAACGGUUACCUCCCGAGCGGACGCUCAGUAACCGUAUGUCGGAUCGGACGAGUAGAAUUCCUGGGAUCGCACCUGAUCGGCGUUCGACAGAAAGGUUCCUUGGAGACAAGGUGUCACAUGAACGAUUAAGUAAACCUCACGAGCGGUUAUCCGGCGAAAAAGUUAUCGAGCGACACGAAGAAAAGUCUAUGGAAAGACUGUCAGCGGAGAAGUUACCUAUUGAGCGUUUGUCCGAGGAUAAGACGUCACUCGAGCGGUUGGGAGCAGACAAAGUAGGACUCGAGCGGUUGGGGGCCGAUAAGGCGGGACUCGAGCGGUUGGCCACCGACAAGGUUGGACUCGAGCGGUUACCGAGCGAGCGGUACGUUCGCGCGGAAGCCGACGUCGGCUCCGGACUCAAGUCGGGCCGCGGCUCCGAGAGGCUCGAAGAGGCUUCCUCAAAUGUGCCGGGCGGGCGGUCUCGCCUGGUGGUGCGCGUGCCGCUGGCGCGGCUGCGCGGCGACGUGGUGCGCGCGCUGCAGCGGCCGCUGCACCCGCUGCACCCGCUCGCGCCGCUGCACGCGCUGCAUCCGCUGCAUCCGCUGCACCCGCUGCAUCCGCACAGCGCACACAAUGCACGCCGCCCGCAGCCCAAGCGCAGGCCCACGCCGCUUCCCGACCAGGGCGCGGCCGUCGGAGCUACCAACCACGAGCGGACGGCGUGCGGGCAGACGCCCAUCUACUUCUCAUACUUCGAACGGUUGCCCGCCGACGCGCUCUCUGACGAGGAACGUGAUCACAAGUACUACCUAGAAGAGGCGACGCGCCUCCGCACGGCGGCGGAGCGUGAACAAGAGCCGCUACCUCGAGUGAUGCUGUACCUGGAGUCGGUGCUGUGCUUCGUGCUGACGGGCCGCGUGCUGGAGCUGGAGCACGACACCAAGCGCGCCUUCACCAUCUACCGCGAGACCAUCGAGUACAUCAAGUCGAUACACUCGAUGCCGCAGCGGUUCAGGGCGUCGCCGCACUCCACCUUCAGCAAACUGGAUAUACUCAGUCUUCGUGUACAAGCUCUGCUGUACCUGCGAAUGUUCAAAAUGUACAAUCGGGACGUCAAAGAGUACAAUAAGAUUGUGCAGGAAUAUCAACAAAAGCACGUGUGCCGUGUGUCGUGCCCGCAGCCCGCGUGCGCGGAGGCGCGCGAGCGCGAGCGCGAACGCGAACGGGAGCGCGAGCGCGAACGCGAGCGGGAGCGCGCGCCGUCGGUGUCGCCGCUGUCGCCGUCGCCGUCGCCCGCCGGCUCGGUGGGCUCGGCCGGCUCGGGCUCCGCGUCGUCCGGCUACUGCUCGCUGGCGCACUCGGUGCCCGCGCAGGCGCACCACGCGCUGCUGCAGCUCACCAAGUACUACACCUUCCUCUACGUGGCGCACGACCUCUGGGAGCAGGCCGACGGGCUCUGCCGCCUGCGGCCCAACCAAGAUCUAUUCAUCGCGGUAGAUCGCAAGUGCGGCCCUCUGUCGCUGUCGUCCACGUUCCGACAUUUGGUCCAAUACGUGCGGUACGCGAUAUCGCUGCUCAAGAACGUGCCGCGCGAGUGACCGCGCCCGCUGCCGCGCCCGCUGCCGCGCCCGCUGCCGCGUCCGCUGCAGCCACCGCUCCUCGCCCGCCACUGCGGUGUCUGACCAACGAGCGUCGCUAGGCUUGUAUCACUUGUACUUGUAACAUACACCACGGGGAACAAUGGACUACGUAACGUUAAAAAUCCAGGAUUUCACGUGUUUACUGAAAUAACUAUUUUUAAAAUUAUAUAAAAAGGAUAUUAUUGUAACACGUUUGAUGAACGAAUUGGAAUUUUGAUAAAUUAUUUUAACAGCAAAUUGGGACUUUUGAAAAAGAGAAAAUUAUUAUGUCCAUAAUAAAAUCACAAAUUCGUUUAUUUUAAACAUAGAAAUAUAAAAUACUAAACUCAUCAUAAUGCAAACUUAUUUAUUAUUUAAUUUAAAUGGAGAUUUUUAAUGUUUAAUUAAGAUUGUAAAAAGAGAAUAAAAUCUAUCUAGAGAAUAGAAUUCUAAUUUUAGUAAUAUGGAACUAUUAUAUAUAUAUAUAUAUACAAAAAGGAAGAUACUCUUUCACUUUUAAUUUCGCCUCGUUAGCAUCCAAAAAGUACAUCUAAAUUGCUAGUCAGGUGUAUUUUGUAAUGUGAUCUAAUGAAAUCCAAUUUUGUAAUGUGCCAUCUUUUAAGGGAACUAUAAAGAAUGGCUAUCGUUUUUAAAUGUAUUUUGUAUUUCUAUGUUGAUGAACGUGUAAUAUUUUUAAAUAUUCAUUUACUUCAGUAUUGAAGUCUAAUCGGUAAAGUGUGACACAAAUCGAUUAGUUAGUUGUUUUUUUUUUUUUUUUAAUAAUGAUGAUAUAUAUGAAUUGAAACGAUCACGAUUAUUAACUAAAUGAUCAGGUAACUGUAGGUGGUGUCUGCCUACUUGAAGCUAUAAAAUAUUGGAUGUGUUUAUGAUUAUAUAAAAUAUAAAUUCUAUUUUUAUUGUCGUUUAAUGUAAGUUUUUAAUUAUAGUUUUAUAAGAAAACAGAUUUUACUGAUUAGACUUCGCUAAGAGUGUUUAUACCAAAGUCAGAUGACCUUUUUUAUGUCAAUUUUCAAAAACAAUUUUAAUUUUUUUUUUUCAUUUAUUUAUAUUUAGUGUGCAAGCAAUUGUGUUUGCAUGACUGUGUUUCGGUUUGAAGGGUGGGAUAUGACGUGAAUUUACUGGGUACAGAGGAAUAACACCUGAGUCCUCAGGAAUGGCAACGCAUGGGGGGUAUCAUGGGUGAAACAGUAUACUCUGCUAUGUCCAUGGUACUGCUCAUGUCUAUAGGCGACGGUUACCACUUUCCAUCAUCCGUCAUUCCGUCAUUCUAAGUCGCAUAAAAAAAAAUUUCAUCGCGUUAAGUCCCUAUUGUGUAUUUAAAAUAUAUUUAAAUAUUAACUGCUGUUGAAUUAUUUUUGAAAAUUAACAAUUCAUGUCGCUUAACAUUUGGUAUGAACGCUCUUAAUUAUUUAUAUUGAAAUGACGAAAAAUUGCAAUACAAUUGACAAUUUGUUAUUUAUGAAAUUAAGUUAUUUACUAAAAUAGAUCGUAUGUUUGGUAAUCUUAAUUAUUUUUAAGUAUUUUCAUAUUGCAACCCAUCGGUGGAAUACGUUUCUAAUUUUGUUACUGUUGGUUGAAAACGGAUUAACGGAUGGUUAUUGUUCGAUUGAAAUUUUUUAAAGUACAGUCACCGGCAAAUAAUUUGAUAAUAGUUUUUCUAGCACGUGACCUGUGCAGUAACGAUUUUAUAUAUACAUGUACGUUUUGCAUCGAAAGUUAUUUUAAUCGGGGACUUUUAGGUUGUUUCAUUACAUACUUUUAUGUUUAUAUACACUUAUAAACACUCAUAUGUAUGUGUUGGCAAUAAGUAAUUUUUUAUUUAAAACAAAAAAGGUCAAACUUCACACAAUUGUCAUGGUGAUGAAAGUGAAUAUCAUCAUCGUCAUUAUAUCAGCCGUUAACCCUUCUUUGCAUAAUGGUGGAAAUUUCCAUCAUAACAUUGAAUGCCCAAAAAUUAUAUAAAAGAACAAGUUUACUUUAAGUUGAUCGUGUCUGGAUACCUUUUUAAUGUUCAUUGCAGAAAAAAAAAACAUAGCUGUCAAAUUUAUUUUUGUAACCAUUUGUCCUUUAAUUUUGAACAUGAAUUGUAUCACCUUGAUUUAUUUCGCCAAUAAAAAAAAAACAUGCAAAGAAGGGUUAAUUGUCCAGUGCUGAAUAUAUGCCUUCCUCAUAAGGGUGGGAGGUUCUACGUAAUAGUUACCAUAUUGUAAUUUUAAAAUAUAUUUAUUUUCGUCAUAAUAAUUGGCACAUCAUAAUAUAAUAAGCACUGGCGACUCUAUUUGUGUCGUCAGUGACGACGGGCAGCGGUGAUCACUCACCAUCAGGUGGUGAUCUGAUGGUGAGUGAUCACCGUUAGCACUCUCGUUGUUAGCCUUUCACAUAAAAAAUAAAAGGAAUUGUGAAUAGAAUUAAUAGCGGAAUACUUUCAACCGCAAAAAAAUACAUACGAAUUGUAAACUUUUUACUAUUGAAAUUAUCUUAAAAAUUAUCUACUGCGCAGGCUUCAUUGUUUAUUUUUUCCAAAUUAUUUGCCGCGAACUGUACUUGAUAUAUUUUGAUCGUUGUAAUAUCAAAUUUAAACCAUAUUAGUGUAUUAAUACACUUUAUAACUUUAAUGAAGUUAGUAAAUCAAAUGUAUUAUGAAUUAAAUUCUAGGCUCAAACAUUAUAGACAUAUAUCUGUACUACAGAGGCUUAAUACUAAACGUUAAAACGAAAAUUACUGGAUAAAGAUAUGCAGAAUUAAACUUGGGCAUUAUUAUAGGACCAUUAUCAAGUAAAAGGCCACUGAUAGAAUUUCACCAAUCUACAGAUAUACCACAAGGUGACAAGCAAGCAGACAGCCUGUCUGAUUAUAAAUCGUUACUGUAGCAUAGCAACACUAAAAAAUAUUGUGGUCAAUUCGAAGGCGCUAAUUUUUUAAACCAAUCUUCAAAACUAAAAUUCGAAUUUGAUAUAAUAGUGAAAUCUUUAUUAUAAGGACGGAUGUGAACCUAAAUAAAUAUGUCCCUUCCAUUCUAACACGGCAUAUCUAGCUGUCAAUUUGAAAUGGACGACAUAAACUUUUUUCUCAUUUUUAUGUAUGAUUCUUUGAUAAAGAUAUUCAGAAUGUUUGAAUCGUCAGAGGCGUCGGUAACGGUAACAGUGUUGCGAGUUCAGUGGUUAUUUCCCACAUUAAAAAGUCGACUUUAAAAAAUUUAGUGAGGAAAUGAAAGUAGGCUCAUUUGCCUCUGUGAUACAGGUAUAUUCUAAAACUAAGGGCGUUUCUGAUAGCGAGUCAUUGUGUAUAAAUUCAAAGUACAAAAUGGCGUUUCAAUUAAAUCAAUUUCUUUAUUUACAGAUUAUAAAACCCCACAAGGAUAGUUCAAAAUAUACUCAAAAGCAAUGACGACUUUAGUGGCUAUUGUAGUAAUUAUUGAAAUUCAUUAUUAUAACAAAUAAGCCAUUUUGAGCUCUGAGUUUGUACAGCGAAUGCUCAUAAUCAGUAACACCCUUAAGAGCGUUCAUUCUUUAUCUUACUAAAGUAUGGAAACCCCGAAAUUAACUGUCAAAUUUAAAAAAUAUUUUUUUUUUUUUUUUUUAUUUAAUUGAUUGAUAAUAAAAAAAAAUGUUUUGCUAGCGAAUUAGAACGUCUAUAAUAGAAUACGUUGCAUACAAAGCAACCACUAAAAACUUUGCGCCUGUUUUUUUUUUUUAAUUUCAAAAUUAUUUCUUCUCUCAGAAUUCAAAUUUUCAAUACCAGCUUAUUAAAAAUAUAAUUGCAUGUUUAAAGUUUUAGUUUGCUAGCAGAAACUUAUUGAAUGAUCAGUCAUAAACAUUGAAAAUUGUUAAUUUGUUUUUGACAGAUGACAGAUAAUUACAGUGUUGCCACACUUCGAUAAGCUAAAAUUAUGAAUGCCUUUUAAUAAAAUUAUGAACAAGCAAUGAAUCGUAUGUGGCUAUUGCCAAUACUUUCAUAUCGACGCUAUCAGCAAUGUAUAUUCUUUCUCUUAGGUUCUCGUCGGAAGAUAUUGUAUAUUUUGUACUAAUAACACCAACUCGGAUAGGACUGUAACGCAUGUUUAUUAGGUAGGGGUAAUAUCUAUAUAUUGUUGGACAUUGCUGGCCAAAAAGGUCAUCACCCAUUUCGAUAUCACCUAUAUCGGUCGGAUAUCUAUUUUCGAAUAUGUUCAAAGUCUAUUAUCCGAUAUAAUUUUUUGCAUUACUUUUAACAUAUUCGUUAUUAGACCAGUACAUAGAUGUUGGAACUAAAAUAUAUAGACAUUGCUAUAUCCCUAAUAUUUAUAGCAUGCUACACCACACAGAUGUAUUCAACUAAUCCCGGCCACACACGACAAGAUUUAUCGCUUCGAUCGCAACUGUAGUGAAUACUAUACAGUUUUCUGUAUAAAUACAUUACGAUUUAUCAUUACACAGGCGAUUUUCCGUUGCGUGUGUGACAACAUAAGAUAUGGACUCGAUGGCCGAUAGAUGUCGCCGACGAAUAUGCGAUCCAUACCAACGGUGACUGUCGUCCGAACAGUCUUUAAACUACAUUAUCUUUCCAAAACUAUGACCAAAAAAACUGUAUAAAAAUGUAAUUACCGUGUGUAUAUAAAGUAAGCUUCGUUGCCUAGCAACGGCGCACGCGACCAGUCUCGCGUCGAUCGACCGGCUCUGUAAAUGUUAAGUGAUAGAGUAAAUCAUAUCUUAAGUGUUUUUCGUUGUAGUACCUUUUUCCAAUCAUUGAAAAUGUUUUACUGUCGGGAACACAUAAUACGAAUUGCUCGUUUCUAGUGUAAUUGGAGCUAUACGAAAACUGUUAUUCGCAUGUGGGCCAAUCGAAUAUAUUAUAAAUAUCUCACUAUGUAUGGGAUCACUUGUAGAGUUCUUCGCAAUAAUUAACUAAACUAUCGCGCUUCUUUUUAAGUUGGUGAAUGUGAAACUUAGAAUGUACGAUAAGUACUAAUUUAGUUUAAAACCGCUAAGGAACUUGAUGCGUGCCGACGUGAUGUGAACGAGUCGGUUUGUUGUAGACGUACGUGUGAUGCACUCGCAGGACAAUUGUCUAACUAAUAGCGAAUAUGUUCCUAUAUAGAUUUGAUUAGAUACAGAACAAUGAUUGAGCAAAACAUGUUUACAGUCGUGUCUAUAUGACUAAAUAUUUUUUCGUAUACAUAUCAAAUUAUUUGGGGACAAAAUCGUCUAGACUCUCGUUUGAUAUAAUUUCGUGUUUAGAUAAUGAAAUACAAUGGCGGCGCGAUCAAGACAGUUUCUGAUCUCUCAUUGACAUGUAGACGUUUUUUGUGAGACAAUAAUACUCUGUUAGGGGAGCUAGAUUCAUUGAAUACCAUAACUUCUCCAGUUGGAUGGUUGAAGAGUUAAUUGAGAUAAUGUAAUUGGUUGAACAAAACAAUUGACGUGAUUCAAUUUAAUAAACUUAAAGUGCAAAAUAUUUUUAAAAUGUAAUAAUUUAUAAUUACAAACAACGCUGACAUCAAAUAACGCCGUAACACCAAUAACAAUAUCUAUUCCUAUCGGUUGUUUUUCAAAUUUAUGUUGUGAUUGUAUAUAUAUAUAUAUAUAUAUAUAUUGAUAUAUAUAUAUAUGAUAAUUAUUAUAUUAUACAUUUUGUAAUGAAUAUACAUGUUAGUGCCAGAUAGGUUUUUUUAUGGACGUUUAUAGCAAGAGUGUAGCCGAUGCGAAGUAAUAUGACACUGCAAGUGUUGGCGUGCGUCGGUCGGGUGUGCGUGCGUGCUCGCGUGGGCGUGCACGUGGGCGCACGCGUGUGUGUGCGUACGCGGCCGUUUCAAUACAAAACAGUUGUAACGUUAUUAAGUAAGGAGUGACAAGAGAUGCCUUGUACAUAUUAUAUUAUAAGAAAUGUGUAGUUUCAUUCAAUAUUUUAAUUUAUAUUGUAAACUAUAUAUUUAUAAUAAUGUUUGAAUAAGAAACUUUAUGAGGGUGAGUGUGUGGGGCGUGAACGUGUCGAGGCCUGGCGUGAGUGAGUGGUCACGGGAUCCUGUUCUGUAUAAGACAAUUUAUUUUUAAAAUUGGAUAUUGUAAAUGUCGUAGAGGAGCUUGCAGCGUUCGAUUUAUUAAUAUGUAGGUUAGAUGAUAGGCGGUCGGCUCGGAGACCUGACGCCUCAAAUAGACGCACUCUCGCGGAGCCAAUAUUACCAACAUAGGUACUGAUGCAAAUAGAUGUCGCAACUCCUUGUACUUUGCGUGCUAUUACGUUCGAAGUAAGCUCAAAAAAGCCUACUUGUACCCAGCUUAAAUUGCGAUUCGAAGUUCCUAUUCAUACAUAGAAGAAAGUUAUGAUAAAGUGGUAGAGAGGAAUUUGCUAUCAAUUUAUAGCUCGUGUAUCAUCACAAUGGUUUAGUAGUGGCACGCUUAGGUUUAAUAUUGAUCGAGGCACCUUGCGACGUCUAUUUCCAUCUGUGUCUGUGAUUACCACGCUAGUUACCGCUCGCGUUGCGUUGCUUCCAGUAGGGAGGUCGCCGCGUGAAACCAGCCCAUACUUCUUCUACGUAUAUUGGUUACUACAGAACGUUGCACACUACACGAUCAAUCACAAAUAAUCGGUACUUACUUUCCGCACAAAUUUUAUUUAUAAUUUUUUUUUAAAUUGUUAUUUAUGUAUUGUUUCAACAAUAUUCACAGCAAAACUUAGGCAGUUAAAUCUUACAUUCAUACAAUGGUUUGGAUUUGGUAAGUGCCUUUCAAUAGUUGUGACUUUGUCCCAACACUAUUAUGUUUUUUUUUUUUUCUCUCGUUGAUGAAUUAUUGUAUAUUAAUUAUCAAAAAUCAAUUGCAUCUCAUUUAGAAACUCGCAUCUGUACUUUAUUUUUGUUAUCGUUCUUAGUUAAAUAAUGUUAUGAUUUUUCAAUUAUUUUUUUUUCCAUUAUGUUUUGUUGCUUUUAUUAUUUUUAAGCCUUUAAUCCCAUAAUUUUAGAGACUCGUUCUAAAUUUUUUUUUGUAUAGUUUUGUGUUAUAAAUUUUUUUUUUUUUUUUGCUAGCAUAUCUCUUCGUAUCUAUUUUGAACUACGAAGGGAUGUACCAACCUACGUAUGUCACAUUAAUUUCAUACAUAUAUUUUAAAUGAACAAUAAAAUGUUCAUUAAUUCAAGUGAAUGUUGUCCUAAAAUGAAACCAAAUUUGACAAAAUUUUUUAAUAUAUAUAUAAAUCGAUGAACAAGUGUGAGCGCUGGUUUGGUUAGCGAUUGUUUAGAUAAUUGUAAAAUACUGUUUUCAUUAUUUUUUUUUUAUAUUAGCAUCUUGUGUUGAUAGCAUGUAUAAUUUGUUUUUUUUUUUAUUCGAAUUAAGAUUAUGUAUAAACUUGUUUUCCCUUAAUUUUAUUAUUUGUGUAAACUAUAUGUUAUUGAUGAUAGAAUAAUACAUUAAUUUUUAUGUAUGGAUUAUUUUUGUUUCUUUAUUUUCCUUUCCUUUUGUUUUGAUUAUUUUAAAAUUUACUUUGAUUUGUUUUUCUUUUAAUAAAGUUUUUAUUAUUUGGUAAUGCGAGAUAGUUCAUUAUUCACUUAGACGUAAUUAUGUUGAAAUAGUAACAAUUUUAUUACUUCAUUAUUCUAAAUUCAGACUAUUUGUUUAUUCAGUUUAUUCUAAUGCGGUAAGUUUAUAAAAUUUGUAAAGUAGAUGGCGCCAGUGUGUUUUAUAUAGUCAAUUCAGUGAUCAAUCGUACCAUAUUGCCAUUUGACGACGAGGUGUCGUAGUUUCGCAUUUUUAUACCAAAAUAAUGCUUUAAUUAUGUGAUAGCGUAAUACAAUUUGCCUUCGUCAAUUUUGCUACCGAUAAAUACAAUUCCGAAACAAAGCCGGUGCUGACAUGAUCUCUCGAAGAACACGUCACACAAUGUACGCAGAAGAUAAGAUUGAAAUUAGGGACAAUUUAUCUUUGUAUACCAGGGGUUCCCAAACUUAUUCUGUCUACUGCUCACUUUGAGAAUAAAUAAUUUUUAGGGCCCCCACUUUUUUACCUUCUUAAAAAAAACCACUAUUACUUCAAGAUAAAUAAAUCACCCCCCAAACCUCUACACAACGCCCCCAUUUUUUUUUUCUAGAUCUCUUACCGCCCCUCUUUAGGCCUGCAGCGCCCAAGAGGGGGCGUUAUCGCCCACUUUGAGUAGGACUGUUGUAUACUAUAAAUUACUAAUAACGGCAUAUUACAUAUUAGUCAUCAAGAAACAAGAUCUUGAAAUUCGUAAUUCUACUGACGAAGUAAAUAUCUGAUUAAUCGAAAUGCGAAUUCUGAACUUCCAUCAUAUUUUUUUUUAUAACUGGUUUCCUAAGUACGUUCCUUUACUAAAGAAAUAGAUAACACUUCUAAUAAAUACAGUACAUAAAAAGCUACUGGAUAUUACUCUGUUUACAUUGAAUAAAAAAUAAACUGCGUCCACUCACGAUUAAGGAUUCCGAAUGGUUCCGAAACUAGUCGAGCUUUCUCGACCUAAUUGCAUGUAAGUUAAAUCAACAAUUAUUACAUUAAAAAAAACAUUACACAAAAUCAAAGAAAAUCAAUGUAGCCAACAUUGAGACAGUCAGCACCGUCCUUCGUACAUUGAUACAGAUGCAGCUGUUGCAAUAACGCACAGACGUGUUCGUGAGACAUUAAAUGCCUUAUCGCAAGUGUCUUUCUGCCGCCGAUUUAAGAUAGAAUAAUGUCGAGCACACUGCGUGUGCGCUUAGAAUUGUCCCAGACAGAUCUAGAAGUAGAGAGUCGCAGUGUUUUAUCCAUUUAGUAUAUGUGUGUUUAUUGUACUGGAGUUUUACUUACCAUAAAUAGUAUAUCCUUUAGCAACUCUAGUGAAAUAGGGAUUUAACUGUUUCAGACUAUAAUUCUAAAAGUUACAGGUUCAAUCCGCGUUCAAUACAAAUGUAUUGAUCUAAGAGAUUUAUAAAAUGUAUUUACAAACAUGUUCGUUCCUCUUAAAACAUUUGUAAAAGCCUAAUUGCGGUUGCCAACCCACUUGCCAAGCGUGAGUACUGGCGAAACUCCCUUUAUAAGACAGGAUUAUGUCCAGCAGUGGACAGUUAACGGCUGAAAUAAUAAUUUAUAAAAACAAAAAUAUUUGGUAGUUUUAACAAGUUGUCAACCACUCAUAGCUUUUUUUUACAUUAUAUAGAUAGAGCAUCGAGCCGCAAAAACGGAUCAACUUUUUGUUAGCUAAUUGUCAAAUUAGAUGCCAAAUAAAAUGAGUUUUUACGCAUUAAAAAGGCGCACAAAUAAUAAGACAAAAUAAAUAUAGAAGUUAUAAAGGAAUCACUCAUAACUAUUUAUCACGCAAAAUUGUAUGAAAAGUUGACCCGCUUUUCUCGAAGCAUUUGUAUGGAAACGUAAUCUAUAUAAUCUAAGUUUUUUUUAUACCACUAGAAUUAACAAACAAGCAUACGGUUCUAUUGAUUCUGUAGUGUGAACUUUCCUAAUUGAGAACUAGAUGACGCUGUUAAGAGUAUUGGUAUAUUUAACAUCAUAUGUACUCUUAGAUACAUUUAUGCCCAGCUCUGUUCCUAAUUCUGAGGUGGGCGCAGCCUACCUGUCCCUCUUAUUUACGCUUACGGAUGGAUAAGACUCAACAAUACAUACAUUUCUGUUCUCUUUUGUCUUUCCUUACUAUUUCUUUUAUAAAAAUUUUACAUAGUUUGAUGAUUGAAUUUCUUAAUCAUUACAAAUAGGAGUUCAUAUAAUAUUGCGUCGGAAUAUAUUAGUAGUUUGUGUAUGAAAUUACCAUACUAUAGAACAAAAUCCUUAAGUGUGUCUGUAUAUAUAACGAGAUUAUGAGCUCACCAUAUUUUUCCGUUUUCAACAAUUUUAUUUGUCUUUAUCCGAAAGUCCUCUUCAGGGAGCAUACGCCACUUUGCGUCGCAUACGUCAGUCACGGUGAGUUCAUUAUUUUCCAUUAUAUAUGUAUAUAGGCAUCGGAUUAAUAUGAACAUAAGUUUUAAAAAUAAUAUCCUUAAGUAUUUUAUGAGAAUCAAUGAGUGAUGCCUUUGGCAGUAUAUAUGUACAUAAGUUGCUGCGGCCGUUUAUCAUACGGCGGAUCGUAUGCUUGCUUGCUACAAAUUCAAUUCAAUCAAACGCACGACUCAGUAGACAAUAAACACACAGAUUGAAUUGCAAAGUUAAAAGUGAGGACGCCUGACAAUGUAUCAUGUAUUAAAUAAAAUACACAGACGAUUGGCCGACAGUUCUGAGCGUACAAGCAAGGACCCAAACACCAUUAUGCAAAUAGAUCAAUUAUAAUUGGUACGUAUAUAAUAGAUGUCGUAACGUCAUAGUCGCUGCAAGCUCAUAUUAUGGUUUGCACAAACGAGAGACAAUCUAUAGAGGACAAGAAAAUAUUUUGGAAAGUCGUAGGUAGUCGUAAGUAAUUCUGCAUAUGAAAUUCCCACAGCGUGGUAGAGAUAUUGUUUUCAUCUUUUUAAAGAGGUAUUCUACCAGUAAAACAAUUUUUUUUUUUUUCAUAAAAAUACGGAUAGAAAAAUGACAAAUAUUUGAGUCGUUCAUGCUAACAUGGCUGUCAAGUUAGGGACUGCAAAUAUUUUUGUCGCUUUCAACUUUUUUUUUUGCAACAUUAAUUAAUAAUUGAGUAACAAAUUAACGACUUAAUUAAUUUACUUAAUUUUUGUACGAAAAAUGUUCACGUUUUACUAUUAAUCACUGUCUUAAUAGAAUGUUAAUAAUUUCCUUUGUCCUCUGUACAAUAGGUUGAAAAAUUUUACUUCUAAACAGCUCGAUGCGACAAAAUUGGAACCCGAAUUAACUAUGAAUUCCUACAGCAAUAAUAUGGGAAUAAUGUAUGUUAGAUGGUAAGAUAAAAGCCGGUAUUUAGUCAAAACACCAGUAGAUGGCACCUGCGUCAGGCCUAAUGACGUUUGAGAAGGUGGUUGGGAAAUUUCUCCACGUGUCACUGUUUUUUCAGUAAUAUAAUUAAAUACUCGGGACAAAUAGCUGAAAGAUGUGUCAUUAUCGGGAUGAUAGGUUUAGCGAAUUCGAAUCCUGUCAGAUCAUGUCGUAAGGUUUUUUCGACCUAUUAUUUUUGGAGGACAAAAUACUCCAUUGCAACAUAUGCACUUUGUACGAACUCGUGUAAUCAAUACAAUGCAAUUCCCUAUUGUAUAUUGAUGGACAUAAAAAUAGAUCGAGAAUUGUCCCUCGUUUGUGCACGCCCUUAGUUUAAAUGUGCGCGCGCAUUUUGCGUCGAUCGUAUAACAAGCCUAACACAACACGCUUUUGUAUACGAUAAAUCAUAGUUACCGUAUUCACACAGCAAUAUAUAGCUAUAAACAAAGUGGCAAAUUCACAUAGCCAACCAUCGAAGACGAGUAACAAACGAAACUAUCGGUAGACACAUUUUCGUUAGUGCACACAUGCGAAAGAGUGAGUUGCUAUCACGUUUUAUCUAACGCGGUAGCGUUUACGCACCUAUCGAUAGAUACGUUUAUCACUAGUCUAAAAGGCCAUUAGCAUAGUUAUUGUUUUUUAGUCUAUGGUCGCUAUCCUACAUUGAGCGUGCAGGCAGUUAUUAAGAAGAAGCACUUGCUAAGAGUCGUAAACUUUGUGGUUUUGAAUUAUUUCAAAGUCUAAAAUUGCAAGUAUGAUGUACGACCAUGAAGAGCAGGAUGAUGUCUAAAUACGUUAUCUGUGUAACGUAAAUGGCAUCUUAUUUAAGAUGAAUGAUUUAAUGAAAACGCUACGAAAUUUGGCAGGAAACUGCAAAAUUACGAUUCAUUAGCAUGAGGGGCCUUUCAAGUGAAACACAGUUGGCAAUAGUAACAAGAGAAUUAUGUAAUUGUUAGUAAUAAUUAUAUCCAUAUACAACGAUUUGUUUGUUUACUAGAUCGCCAAAAAGGUAAAAGCAAUACACUUUUUCUUACACGGGGUGUUCAAUAAUGUAUUUACUUGUGUCCGUGUGAAUACAUUGUAAAUUUAUCAAGAUCUAUGUGUUUGACAAAUUCCAUAUAAAUCAGCUUAGUCGAAUAUGCGUAAUUCAGUAACAGAAUUUCAUAGUACUAAUAUUUUUAGAUUGUCAUUAUAUAAAAUGCAUUUUCAGUACUAUAGUAUUAAAAGAAGACUAUUUAUGUCAGUAAGAACUUUUCCUGAACUAAUUUAUAUUUUUUUUAUUCAUUUCGAUACAUUCAGUUCCCGGUCUAAUGGAUUAUUACAAUAAAACUACAGUAAAUAUAUUUUAAACACCCUGUGUUUAUGAAUUCUUACGGUCGGAGAUCCUUGAUCUAAAUAAUAAGAGUAGCUCUAUUUUUACUAAAACAGUGUUUUUCAACCUGCGGAUCGCGAAGGGCGAAGGGGUGGGGAGGAGUCAAAUAAAAAUGCACUUGAUUAUUAUUUCUUACUAGAAAGUUAAUAAAAAACGCCAUUUUUUAAAUCAGUUUAUUUACUUUUAUUACAAACUUAUGGGGUCAUGGAUAAGAUAAAAAAAAUUGCUUACGAUUGUAAUAUUUAAUAGGGUAAUCAGAGGCAUUUAUCGAAUAUGUACAAAACGUAAUCGACAUGCAUAAUUCGCCGCGAAUGUUAGAAUUCACCAUGGCAAAGGGCGACCCUACCGCCAUCUCUUGGAUUAGUAAUUUUAUCGUGUAGGUACUAAAUAUAUUUUAUUAAUGUUCGCGUAUUCAAAAUGGUUGAAAAACACUGCUCCAAAAGUCUUGGCAACUGUUCUAAGCAAUUAAAAUAUCCAUCUUUUAAACACUGCCUACCUAUAGUCGAUAUAAGGAAAAGUCUUAAACGAUUCCAUUGAUUUAAUGUAGUACUUUGUAUAGAGGACGUCUAAGCAGCAAGUUGGCGAUGCGAGAAAAGAGAUAGAGAUAUUUGGAUGUAUGAAGAUAAUUGAGACGGGGAGAACGUGUGCCCUCUUUAAAAAUUAAGUGCCAAAUUAUAUUUUUUUUAUUAUUAAAGAAUAAAAUGCAAUAAAUAUUUAGAUACUGUUUCGAUUAGUGACCCUUCCCUCACUUCGUGCACAGAUAAUAUAAUACUAUAUCUUCGGGUCCUGUCGCCUGUAUCAAAUAGUGAGAACGGGACAUCUAGUUCGACAAAGUGCAUUAAGUGUGAAAAGGGCAAAACUUACAUCAAAAUACACCUGUUUUGAAUUAUGGUUAUAGAUUUUAUUUGGAAAAUAAACAGUACAAUAUCAUAAAUAAAUUCCACAGUAACUUAUAAGUAAUGUAUGUGGAUGCUCUACAAUUUGCUGCUUUCAUUAAAUACUUUAUGUAUAAAAUCGACUAUAGGAUGGUAUAAGGAUGGUUCGAAAUUUCAUUUUAUACCUAAGUAACACCAAGCAACACCAUAAGAGAUUAUGUACUUAACAUGGAUUUCUACACUCAUAGUAUAAAUAGGCUUAGUCGCAACAUAGAUUCAAAUAAAUUACUAGCUUAGAAUUUUAUAAUCUUUUUAUACUAUAUUUAACAAAGAAUAACACGCAGCAGUGCUUUAUAUCGUAAAUGAAUUACUAUCUGUCGUGCGCUUGUUUUAAAUUGUUUUAUUUAUGUUAUAAGAAAAUCCCAAAUGCCCUACUUAUUUGAAAUCCAUCACAUACUUUAUAUUUAGCGAUCAUGGUUCUAAGUAUAACUUUUCAAGAGACAUAUUAUGAAUUUUAUAUACACAAAUAUGUAUGGACUAAAAAAAAACCCAUAAAGUUACUCAAUAACAAGGUCUAAAACAGAGACAGAAUAUUAUUGAAAUAAUUUUUAAGUCGGAUUAUUGACGUCGUCUUUUAGAAUUGUAAAUGUAACAAUUAAUUAAAUAAGUACGUAAAUUGUCAUUAUUAAAUUCUUGAAUGAAUGUUUAUACAUGAAUUACCUUGGUUUAAAACUAAGCACAACGGAUAUUAAUAAUUACUAGCCUAUAAUUGUAUCUACAUAAACAUUUUACUAAACAACAAUUCUAAACUACAACGCAACCACAUUCUAAAUGAAUAUAAGACGCUUAAGUGCAUUGCCGUAUUCGUGUAUUAUUAUAUAACUAUUUUUAGAAUAACAAUUCACACGAUAACCAUUUUUAGGUGUUUCCUUGUUACUGUCCCGAACUACUCCUGGCCGAUGGCAGAGGCGCCUAUUUGUAUUAUGCGGAGUGGGGAAUUGAAUUCAUUUAUUUUAGAAAUAAAGUUCAAAAUGGAAAUUUAAAUUGUGCCUUAGUGAGAGAUUGUUUAGCCUCAUUUAAUUUGAAAUCUCUUGUUCAAAUUACACACUCAUAGUGCGGUCUGUACGUUAACUGUCUAAGUGAUGUAUAAGGGGACAAAACGGCUCGCUUAUACAGCGUACAGAGUUGGUAACAGCCAUAUUAUUUUAAUGGUAACAAUUUGAUGUUUUUGUACAGAUUUUGAUCAAUCGCACUGUACACUAAACGCACUAAAGUAGAUUUAAAAAUUGAAAAUAAAACCCCUCUCUGAUUUAUAAUAAAUAAAGUAAUGCAAUAACAAGUAACAAUAUUUCUUUUUAUUGAAUGUUGUAUAUUUAUUAUAUUUAUAUUAUAAUACGUAGAGCGGUAUGUAUAUGUCGUAGCAAUAAUGUAAGUGUGGCAAUAAGGUUUAGUGCAUUUGCUUUCGUGUUUCGAGUAACCGGUGUGUAGUGCCCUCUCCUGUUAGUCGAUCGCUGUACACUCGCUUCCAUCGUACAUGUGUACGCUAAGUUCAAAUCUAUGUUAUUGAGCUAUAUAUUUUAUGAGCAAGUAAUUAGUUACAUAGAAUCGUGUACGUAUGAAUAUCAAUGUAAUUGUUCACAUUUAUUUUAUUAAACGCGAAUUCAUAGCCAGCCAAGUCGAACUGCUCGAUGUGUAAUGCGAUAAUUAAGCGGGAUUAUACUUUAUUUAAUCGAUGGAUGGUGAAUGGUCAGUAAAUAAAUAAAUUAAAUCAAUUAAUUAUUUAUAUACAUAAAUAUAUAACUAUUAUUAACUAAUUUAUUUAUAGAAUAAUUUAUUAAAUAACUGAUUUUAAUUAUAGGCAGUUUUUAAUAUUAAUUAUUUCAAAUAUAUAAUUUCGAAAUAGAUGCUACAAAUGUCCUUUGCGCAUCAAAUUUGAAUCUUAAAUCCGAUUUAAUAGAGUUUAAUUAAAUUAAAACCUUAUUAUAAUUUAUUUACAAUUACAAUUAAUUUACUCCAGCCAUACAACUGUUAUUGCUAAUUUUGUUAUUAAUAAGUAACUUUUGUAACAAAGACCGACACAUUAGUGGCGACAUCUAGUUUUCUGUAUGUUGUUUAUUUCAUGUGUACAACUUUAAAUAAUUUAUAAAUAUUUUCUUUUAUGAUGUAACAGUUUUUGAAAAGGAAUUUAGCUUGCACAGAAUAUAAAAAAAAUGCUUGGUGCAGCAAAAUUCGUAUCGGGUAGUGCAUUGAUUCGGUCUGAUGUACAGUUAAACCAGUGCAAUAUCUGACACAAGAUGCGUAAGAACUUAACGCACAGAAUGAGAAUGAAAUAGAGAUGUCAUUAAUGUCAGUGUUCUUAUUCUAUGACGAUUAUGAUUUUCCAUUGUUUGCCGCCUGUUGUUUUCAAUAUUAUAAAACAAGCAAGGAAUUCGAUUUGACUCUUUAUGCAAUUCAAAUAGUGUUCAUAAUUGCAUAGUACAUUUCGAGCAGUUAGACGUACGGCGUGUGCGGCUUCGAAACGCGCUUAGAUAAUGUUGUGUGUAUUGAGUGAUAAUGGGCGUCGAUUUCUAUUAGUUGAGUUUAAUUUUUUGUUGUCAAAUUAAUUAUUAGCGUAAGACAAAGUGCCAAGAGUCGCAACCUUUCCUAAGUGCAAUUCCUUCUCAAUUAUGUAUUUGUAUGUCACAGUGUGGAUUGAAGAGACUGGGUGAUUCUAGAAUUUCUUUUUCAAUAUUAAAAGAUACAUUUAGAUAAUUCUAACUCAUAUCUCUAAAAUGAAUUUUUAGAGAGACUUACAAUUUAGAGAAAGGCAUUUUAGAAUGUCCCAUUGUCUCGCUUAGCCAAACAAACCUCCAAUAUGAUAUUUUAAUGCCAAUAAUUUCAAUCAUUAUUCUCAAUUUGAUAAAUUUAUCAACAACUUCCUGUUUUCUAACCUUUUAUUUGUAUUGUAAAAAUGGAGAAUUGUAUACUAAAAUGAACGAAAUCGCAUAAUGUUUAUUAACGAUAAUAGCAGUAAAUGAUAUUCUAAAUUAUGUUUUGUAGUAGUUUUUAUUACAAUUAUAUAGGCGUUAAUGUGCGGCAGUUGUAUCGUACGCGUUCAUAUAAUAGUUGUGGAGAGUGUAAACAUGCAUUUCGCUGUAAAUUUGUUAUUAAAGUAGAUCAGAUAUUGCGAGCGAACGCAACUCGACGGAUUUCUGUCCGAGAUGUCAGCACACGCAUUCGUCAAAUGCGACAGUCGACCGAAAUCUGUUGAGAGAACGUCGGGCCUUCGCUGUUUACGGGCAAUAGCCGAGGUCGUGGACAUUUCGUAAAGAGUAGACGCGUGUGUACUCUUAAUGUAAGAAACAAACAAAUUAUAGUAUAAAAUUGUUUACAGACGCUCCACGGGCGUUAGACGAAAAUAUUAUUUUUCUUAGAUCACAUUAUAUUGUAAUAAAUGGUAAAGUAUAGAAAGUAUGGGUGUCAUGCUGGUGGCAAUGGGUGGUCGCGUCGCGCGGACGGUCAGGUUUAAAAAAUAUGUUAUUUUUUUACGAGCGCGCCGACGGCGCCACGCCGUGGACUAGCAUGGCCCCUCAUAUUUGUUAUGUUUAAGAGGAAAUAUCUAUUGUCUAUUCCAAGGGUUGAAUAACUACCAACACUUUUUUAUAUUACAAUAAUUAUAGAAAUUAUUAUUGAA
Messenger RNA from Galleria mellonella (greater wax moth), 20710 nucleotides. RefSeq names its product AF4/FMR2 family member 3 (gene lilli). The coding region runs from base 467 to 3910 and encodes 1147 amino acids. The record is from RefSeq and is a predicted model, not a curated record. The transcript is spliced from 22 exons. Gene Ontology annotation, biological process: regulation of gene expression. Gene Ontology annotation, molecular function: DNA binding. Lineage: Eukaryota; Metazoa; Arthropoda; Insecta; Lepidoptera; Pyralidae. Gene Ontology annotation, cellular component: super elongation complex; nucleus.